CCUGCGUGCCUCGUCCCGCUGCUCCUGCAGAACCAGUAAAGAGUGUCUCUGUGGUCCCUGUUUCUGGAUAAAUAACCAUGUCUCUGGAGGUGGAAUCCGCGGACGUGAUCCGUCUGAUCAUGCAGUACCUGAAGGAGAACAACCUGCAGCGGACCCUCGUCACCCUGCAGGAGGAGACCACCGUGUCCCUGAACACCGUGGACAGCAUCGAGAGCUUCGUGGCCGACAUCAACAGCGGCCACUGGGACACCGUCCUGCAGGCCAUCCAGUCCCUCAAGCUGCCGGACAAGACCCUGAUCGACCUGUAUGAGCAGGUGGUGCUGGAGCUGAUCGAGCUCCGCGAGCUGGGCGCGGCCCGGUCGCUCCUCCGGCAGACGGACCCGAUGAUCAUGCUGAAGCAGACGCAGCCGGAGCGCUACAUCAACCUGGAGAACCUGCUGGCUCGCUCCUACUUCGACCCCCGAGAGGCGUACCCGGACGGCAGCAGCAAGGAGAAGCGCCGCGCGGCCAUCGCCCAGGCGCUGGCGGGCGAGGUCAGCGUGGUGCCGCCCUCCCGCCUCAUGGCUCUGCUGGGACAGGUACGCCAUGAUGUCACGCCUCGCUUGGAACGCGUGGAAAGUGCCGCCGACGAUGACGACGAUGAUGAUGAUGUUGUUGUUGUUUACGUUCCCCUCCGCCAGUCCCUGAAGUGGCAGCAGCACCAGGGCCUCCUGCCGCCCGGCAUGACCAUCGAUCUGUUCCGGGGCAAAGCCGCCGUCAAAGACGUGGAGGAGGAGCGCUUCCCCACGCAGCUGAGCCGGCACAUCAAGUUCGGGCAGAAGUCCCACGUGGAGUGUUCCCGGUUCUCCCCCGACGGCCAGUACCUGGUCACCGGCUCCGUGGACGGCUUCAUCGAGGUCUGGAACUUCACCACCGGAAAGAUCCGGAAGGACCUGAAGUACCAGGCCCAGGACAACUUCAUGAUGAUGGACGACGCCGUGCUGUGCAUGGGCUUCAGCCGGGACACCGAGAUGCUGGCCACGGGCGCCCAGGACGGGAAGAUCAAGGUGUGGAAGAUCCAGAGCGGUCAGUGUCUGCGGCGGUUCGAGCGCGCCCACAGUAAAGGAGUGACGUGCGUGAGCUUCUGUAAAGACAGCAGCCAGCUCCUCAGCGCCUCCUUCGACCAGAUCAUUCGGGUCCACGGGCUGAAGUCGGGUAAGACCCUGAAGGAGUUCCGAGGCCACACCUCCUUCGUGAACGAGGCGGCGUUCACGCCCGACGGCCACCACGUCAUCAGCGCCUCCUCGGACGGCACGGUCAAGAUGUGGAACAUGAAGACCACCGAGUGCUCCAACACCUUCAAGCCUCUGGGCACGUCGGCCGGCACCGACAUCACGGUGAACAACGUGAUGCAGCUGCCCAAGAACCCCGAGCACUUCGUGGUGUGCAACCGCUCCAACACCGUGGUCAUCAUGAACAUGCAGGGUCAGAUCGUGAGGAGCUUCAGCUCCGGUAAGAGGGAGGGCGGAGACUUCGUGUGCUGCACGCUGUCGCCGCGCGGCGAGUGGAUCUACUGCGUCGGAGAGGACUUCGUGCUCUACUGCUUCAGCACCGUCACCGGAAAGCUGGAGCGGACGCUGACGGUCCACGAGAAGGACGUGAUCGGCAUCGCCCAUCACCCGCACCAGAACCUCAUCAGCACCUACAGCGAGGACGGGCUGCUGAAGCUCUGGAAGCCCUGAGGACCCCCCCCCCCCCCCCCCCACAGUGAACUUGUCCACCUGUCGGUGUUCCCAGAACCCGUGAACUCUUUGUGUGGAUACUUGGUUCUGUUUUUGAAAAUUCCACCUUUUUUGUAAAUAUAUUUUCUAUUUGCAUUUUUUUUUUCUCUCCAAGAAGAUUGUGGUUAAAUAGUUUUUUUGUUGUUGUUUUUUCCCCUCCUUUUUUUAAAUUGAAAUGGCAUCACUCCAGAUUCUUUUUUAAAUCUAUUUUGUAUCCUGAAAUUACUCAAAAUAAAACAUUAAAUGUAAAAAUAAA
Messenger RNA from Pseudoliparis swirei, 2016 nucleotides. RefSeq names its product SMU1 DNA replication regulator and spliceosomal factor a (gene smu1a). Gene Ontology annotation, molecular function: protein binding. NCBI's taxonomy places the organism in Eukaryota, Metazoa, Chordata, Actinopteri, Perciformes, Liparidae. The transcript has 11 exons. Gene Ontology annotation, biological process: mRNA splicing, via spliceosome. Gene Ontology annotation, cellular component: precatalytic spliceosome. The coding region runs from base 78 to 1721 and encodes 547 amino acids. The record is from RefSeq and is a predicted model, not a curated record.